Manduca sexta (tobacco hornworm) is the source of this 722-nucleotide messenger RNA. RefSeq names its product cyclin-dependent kinase 20-like. Gene Ontology annotation, biological process: protein phosphorylation. Gene Ontology annotation, molecular function: ATP binding; cyclin-dependent protein serine/threonine kinase activity. Gene Ontology annotation, cellular component: nucleus. The record is from RefSeq and is a predicted model, not a curated record. Lineage: Eukaryota; Metazoa; Arthropoda; Insecta; Lepidoptera; Sphingidae.
AUUAAAAAUACAUUGGGCGAAGUUAAUUAGCAAUGGACAACGACGUCAGUAACUACACAGUCGAAGGGCGUAUCGGAGAGGGUGCCCAUGGCUUAGUAUUUAAAGCGAGACAUAAUCCUACAGGACGUGAAGUGGCACUUAAAAAGAUCCUUAUAAAGAACUUGGAAGAUGGCAUUCCAGUAAAUGUAAUGAGGGAGAUAAAGGCUCUGCAGUUGCUUCGUUGUAAAUACAUAAUCAAACUGUACAACAUGUUUCCUCGAGGAAUGAGCUUGGUGCUAGUUGAGUACAUGUCCUCAGGGUUGUGGGAAAUGCUGCACCACAAUCCAAGCAAGAACUCACCUUACCACGUAAAGACAUACGCGCUCAUGUUAUUGAAGGGGACGCGGUACAUGCAUGCGCAUUACGUUAUGCACAGGGACUUGAAACCUGCAAAUCUAUUGAUAAAUCACGAGGUAUUAAAAAUCGCUGAUUUAGGCCUAGCAAGGCUUUAUUGGCCAGAGGGUGGUAGACCGUAUUCUCACCAAGUAGCUACACGAUGGUAUCGAGCGCCCGAAUUAUUGUACGGAGCCAGAUAUUACACAGAAAAGGUAGACUUGUGGUCGGUUGGUUGUAUCAUAGCCGAAAUGAUCACUAAGCAGCCACUCUUUGCGGUUAGUAUCCAAUAUUUUAAAGAAGAAGAUACUAAGGGCCGUAGAUGGUUCGACGUGUCAAAAAUUGCUUAA